Drosophila nasuta is the source of this 9869-nucleotide messenger RNA. RefSeq names its product Talin_middle and talin-RS domain-containing protein rhea (gene rhea). The record is from RefSeq and is a predicted model, not a curated record. Gene Ontology annotation, biological process: cell-cell adhesion; actin cytoskeleton organization. Gene Ontology annotation, cellular component: cytoskeleton; plasma membrane; focal adhesion. NCBI's taxonomy places the organism in Eukaryota, Metazoa, Arthropoda, Insecta, Diptera, Drosophilidae. Gene Ontology annotation, molecular function: integrin binding; structural constituent of cytoskeleton; actin filament binding.
UGCCGAUUCGUGCCGUGGCCGAUAUCGAUAACUACAAAAUACGAAUACAUACAUACAAAUAUAUAUAUAAUUUGUGUUGUGCGGGUGUGUGCGUGCGAUAUUCAAGUUCACAUAUCAAAAAGCAAUAAAUAAAUUUAAAACGCCAGAAAAUUUUUAGCAAAAAGAUUUCUUAAACAAAUACUAAAACGACAACUGCAACAUCAACAACAACAACGAAGCAAAACACACAUAAUAAACAACGACAACAAUUAGCACGAAAACUUUCUAAAAACGCAUAAAUCAUUUAUUUAUCAACUACUAAAAACCAACUGCAUCACCGACCAAAUUUGAUUCAUCGAAACUGGCGCUGUUUUCGGCAACUGCGAAUUGAGUGCCUUUUACAAUUUCUACACGUAAUACACUAAAUUUAAGACUAGCACUAGGAGCUGAACGAGUCAGGCUUAAAUCCAGACCGAGACGAGGACAACGACACAACAACAAGGAUGUCCACAUUAUCGCUGCGCAUACAGCUGGAAGGUGGUCGGGUGACCAAGACCAUACAAUUCCAACCAAAUACCACAGUCUUCGAUGCUUGCAAAAUCAUACGCGAUAAAUUCGCCGAAGCGGUGCAAGGACAACCCAGCGAAUAUGGACUCUUUAUUUCGGAUGAGCAGAAUCAGCAAGGCGUCUGGCUGGAGGCGGGACGCACUCUGGGCUAUUACAUCCUGCACAAUCAGGACACGCUCGAAUAUCGCCGCAAGCUUCGCACGUUGCGUGUUCGCAUGUUGGAUGGCGCUGUCAAGACCAUUUUGGUCGAUGACUCGCAGCCCGUGUCGCAGCUGAUGGUGGUCAUCUGCACAAAGAUUGGCAUCACCAAUCACGAGGAAUAUGGCCUGGUGCGUGAGGACAACGAGGCCCAGAACGAGAACUUGCCGGACAACAAGUUUGGCACGUUGACGCUGAAGCGAAAGUUCACCGAAAAGGAUCGCGAUGCCAAAAUGGAAAGCUUGCGCAAGAAACUCAAAACCGACGAUGAAAUGAAUUGGGUUGAUGUGGGUCGCACGCUGCGUGAGCAAGGCAUCGAUGAGUCAGAGACUGUGCUGCUGCGUCGUCGCUUCUUCUUUUCGGAUCAGAACAUUGAUUCCAGAGAUCCCGUUCAGCUGAAUUUGCUGUACGUGCAGGCCAGAGAUGCCAUACUUGAUGGCACACAUCCUGUCACACAGGAUAAGGCUUGCGAGUUCGCUGGCAUUCAGGUGCACAUCCAAUUCGGACCGCACAACGAGGCCAAGCACAAGCCUGGAUUCUUGGACUUAAAGGACUUCUUGCCACAGUCGUAUGUGCGCGUCAAGGGCAUUGAGAAGAAGGUCUUCUUGGAGCAUCGCAAGCACUCGGAUCAUUCGGAGAUUGAUGCCAAAGUGUUGUACACCAAAACAGCGCGAGAGUUGCCCACUUAUGGCGUCACCUUCUUCUUGGUCAAGGAGAAGAUGAAUGGCAAGAACAAGCUGGUGCCACGUCUCUUGGGUGUGACCAAAGACUCUGUGCUGCGUCUGGAUGAACGCACCAAGGAGAUUCUCAUCUCUUGGCCACUGACAACAGUGCGUCGUUGGGGUGCUUCGCCCAACACUUUCACCCUGGACUUUGGCGACUAUGCAAAUCAAUAUUAUUCAGUGCAGACGACGGAAGCCGAGCAAAUUGUGCAACUUAUUGCGGGCUACAUUGAUAUCAUAUUGAAGAAGAAACAAACCAAGGAUCACUUCGGCAUCGAGGGUGAUGAGGGCUCCACCAUGGUGGAGGAGUCUGUGACGCCAUCUCAGGCCACUUUCUUGCAACACGAAACAAAUCGUUCAGAGAAACUUAACCUGGAGAGUCUCGCUCAUCCUGGUAUUAUGCGGACUGCUGACGGUGAACGCACCUUUAUCCAGAACGAGGUGCAGACCGUGCAGUACGGCGCCUUUGUCGGUCAGGUUAACCAUGCACAUCAGCCGCCCACGACUAAGGAAGUACGCAUUAGUUCUGUGAAUCUGACGGAGCCGCAACGCGCCUUGCUUGGCUAUAUAUCAGCUGGCCAGGAUGUCUUGAUACGCGCCGACGAGGAGCUGCGCACUAAGGCACCCAUUCAAGAGCUGGGCAGCGAUUUGCGAUCGAUUGAGUGGCGUGAGAACACGCUGGACACCUCGAAGCAGGCAGUCAGCUCGCAUGUGGCCACGAUGAGUGCAGCCACCGCGCAAAUUAUAACUGCUUCGCAACCCGAUGAGGUUGACACCGAAGCCAUCUCAGCAUCUGUGUCGCAGAUUGCUCAGACCAUACCCGAGGUGACGAAGGAAGUGCGUCUGAUUGCAGCGCUCAUGGAAAACGAUUCGAAUGGCGAUCAAUUGUUGGAGGCAGCACGCAAUCUGUGCAAUGCAUUCAGCGAUCUGCUAAAGGCAGCCGAACCGGAGAGCAAGGAGCCACCACAGCAUUUGAUUAAUGCCGCCAGUCGUGUGGGAGAGGCGACGACGCAUGUGCUCAGUACCAUUGCCGAGGAGGAGGCACCCGAGAAUCGUGAUCUGCAUGACAUGCUCUUGGCUUUGGCCAAGGCGGUGGCCAAUACCACUGCAGCUUUGGUGCUGCGUGCCAAGAAUAUCGCGGCCAGCUGUGAGGAUGAUCAGGCACGCAAUCGUGUGAUUGGCGCAGCGAGUCAAUGCGCUUUGGCCACCAGUCAGCUGGUGGCGUGUGCCAAGGUUGUGGCACCCACGCUGCACAAUGCCGCUUGCCGGGAGCAACUCGAAGCCGCCGCUCGUAAUGUGGCCAGAGCUGUUAAUUCACUGUGCGAGGUAUGCAAUGAGGCCAGCAAUGAUCCCAAACUGAAGGAUGAUCUUUUGGCCGCAGCGCGCGAUGUUUCCAAAUCGCUUAUGGAAAUGUUGGAGCACGUGAAGCUGAGCUCUCGGGAGCAGGCGCAUCGUACCAGCCAGGAGCUGAGUCCCGUGGAGAAUGUCAUCAUUGGCACCGACAUUCUGGUGUCCACCAACGAUCCCCAGGAAAUGGUGCGUCAUGCACGCACUUUGGGGCAGACCACAGCUCAGCUCAUACAGAGCAUCAAGGGCGAGGCGGAUCAGCAGGAGGAUGCGGAUAUGCAGCGUCGUCUGUUGUCGGCUGCCAAGCAGUUGGCCGAUGCCACAGCCAAGUUGGUGGAGGCAGCACGUCUCUGCUCCUCGAAUCCCCACGACUCGGACAAUCAGAAUGCGCUGCGUCGCGCUGCUGAGGAGCUGCGUGAGAUCACCACGAGCACAGCGAAUACGCCAGCCAUGAAGCGUGAGCUCAUCCAACGCCUGGAAUUCUGUUCCAAGCAGGCGGCAACAGCAGCCACGCAGUGCAUCUCGGCUGCUCAGAAUGCUGUGCAACACAGUCAGGAUCAUCAGACCAAGGAACAGCUGCUGCAGGAUUGCAAACGCGUGGCGGACACCAUUCCACGUCUGGUCACCUCGUUGAAGACAACACGCGCUCAACCGGACGAUUCCAAUGUGCAGCUAAAUCUGAUUGAAGCCGCCGAGCAGUUCAUUGAACCGGCUCUCUCAGUGUCCAAGUCUUCGCGUGCUUUGCAGCCAACAGUCACUGAUAUCCCAUCGGCCACGCAGCUCUCCAAGUCCGCGCUGCAUUUGGGACAGAGCGUCUCGGCAUUGCAUUCGGUGGCGCAGCGUGCUCGCGAUGCUUGCGGUGGUCAAGAGCUGGAGUCGGCGCUGGAAGCAGUGCGUAAACUGCAUCAUGUGUUAGAUGACACACGCCAAGCGGCGUUGGCGGGUCAACUGCGUCCGCUGCCCGGGGAGACGGUGGAGAACACUGCCGAUGAGCUGCGCAAGUCGGCAAAGAAUGUGGGCAUCGCUUUGAGUCAGUUGCUCAGCUCGGUACUGCAGGGACAACGCAGUUAUGCUGGUGCCGCUGGACGUGAUACAGCCUUGGCUCUUGGGGACUUUACCAAGAGCGUGCAUGGUGUGGCGGCAACCACACAGAAUCCGGCGAUUAUCGAUUGUGCCGAUGAUGUGGUCACGAGCUCAGCGCAACUCAUUGAGCAGGCGCAGCGCACGCUGCAGGGCGUCUCCGAUCCUCAGGCCUUGACUCAAGCUGGACGCGAUGUCACUGGUGCUUUGUCACGCACUGUGGACUGCAUUCCCGGCCAGCGUGAGGUGGAUGCCGCUUUGCGCAAUGUCAGCGACCUCAGCGAGAUUUUGUCGGUCAGCGAAUUUCCACCUUCGAAUCGUCCUUACGCCGAACUGCAAUCGGAGCUAAAGCAGGUGGCCGAGCAGUUGAGCAGCUCUGGUGGACAGAUUGUGCAAUCCUAUGCUAGUCCUGCGCUGCUGGCCGACAGCAGUCAGCACUUUGCGGCCAACUAUCGGGAUCUGUUGUCCGUGAGCAUGCAGAUGGCGGGUCAAACGCAAACCGAUGAACCUCUGCGCUCCCAGAUGAUCGAACGUCUACGCAAUGUGUCCACACAAUCGUGUUCGCUGCUAUCCACAGCCAAAUCGAUUGCUGCCGAUCCCGGACAGCCGAAUGCCAAGAAUCUGCUGCAUGCAGCCGCUCGCAGUGUGACGGAAAGCAUCAAUCAGCUGGUGGAUGCCAGCAUUCAGUCUGCGCCAGGACAAAAGGAAUGCGACAAUGCGAUGCGCAACAUUGAGGCGCUGCGUCUGAUGCUCGACUAUCCCCACGAGCCGGUCAACGAUCAGGGCUACUUCGAUUGCGUCGAGCAGGCCACCAACAAGUCGAGGAGUCUGGGCUACGCCAUCUCCGACAUGAUCAAUAAUGCCAAGCAGUCGCAGCAUGUGGAGUUCAGUCAGUCGGUGAAUAAUGUGAACGACUCGAUCCAGGGACUCAUGGAGAGCUCCUCGCAGGCGGCCUAUCUCAUUGGUGUCUCUCAUCCCAGCAGUGUGGCUGGACGUCCCGGUAUCAUUGAUCAGGCACAACUCACCUGGGCCUAUCAGGGCAUACGCCAACACUGCGACAUUGUGAGUAGUGCGCAGUCCACGAAGCCGCAGAUGAUCUCGGCACUGACGGUGAUUGCCAAGCACACGAGUUAUCUGUGCUCGAUUUGCCGACAGGCUAGCAUGAAUACUAGCAAUCCGGUGGCCAAGAACGAGUUCAUUGUGCUGGCCAAACAGGUGGCCACCGCCACCUCGGAUCUGGUGCAGGACAUCAAGGCCAUUGAGGAGCACCCAACGGGCGGCAGUCGCGAACGUUUGGUGGAACCGCUGCUCGAGGCUGUCAAGGCGGUGCGUCAAUACGCUUCCAGCCCCGAGUUCAUCUCGAUUCCGGCGAAAAUCUCCGCAGAGGGUCGCAAGGCACAGGAGCCAGUUAUACAAGCGGGACGCGGUGUCAUCGAUGGCGUUGUUGAGAUGGUCAAGGCAGCCAAAUCAUUGGCGCUGCAACCCGACAAUCCACCCGUGUGGCAACAGCUCUCCAUGCACUCGACGCCAGUCUCGGAGUCGGUGAAACGUCUUGUGGACAACAUACGCGAUAAGGCACCAGGACAGGCACAAUGCGAGCAAGUGCUUCACACGCUGGGAACUUGCACCAGGGAGCUUGACAGCUGCGCCUUGGCGGUGAAUGCUCAGGGAUUGAGCCGACGUCGCGAUAACAAUCUGCAUGGCUUCAGCGGACAGACGAUGAACUCCGCAGCUGAACUUCUCGAUAAACUGGAACCCAUACGCGUGGCGGGCAAGAAUAAUGCCGAGCAGCUGGGACAUUCGGUGGGCGAGAUCUCCAGAUAUGUGGUGCCCAUGGUGAAUGGCGCCAUCGGCGCUUGCACACACAUUGUGCACAGCCAGCAGCAAAUGUCGCUGAUCAAUCAGACCAAGUCGGUGGUGGAAAGCGCUAUCACAUUGGUGCAAUCGGCCAAAGACUCUGCUGGCAAUCCACGUGCCACGAAUGCUCAUCCACGUUUGGAUGAGGCCAUCGAUGGCACUCGGGAAGCCAUUCAGGAGUUGCAGCAAACCGUGGAGAAGAUCAACGCGGAGACAGGUAUUGUUACCGGACUCAUGGAGCAGGUGAAUCGUGCCAUCACUCGUCUCACCGAUAAGCGGCAAUCGCUGUUGAAUGCCUCGUACUCGGACACCUUUGUGGACUAUCAGACACGCAUGGUGGUCACCGCCAAGGAGAUUGCACGUCUCAGCAACGAGAUGAAUGCCAAGAGCAGCGUCGAACCCGCUGCACUGCCUCAGCUGGCCGUCGACAUGACCCAGCAUUAUCAGCAGCUUACCCAGGAUUCGGUGGGUGCGAGCACCACAACUACUUCUCCGGACGUAGCCAUGCGCAUACGCACCACGGUCAUUGAUCUAGGUCGCUCGGUCAGUUCUAUGAUUCAGUCGUCAGCUGGUGGAGCUAGUCCAAAUGAUGCCAGCGCCCAGAAGGAGAUUGCACGCAAUACACGUGAAGUAUCCGAGAAGGUGGCCCAAGUUUUGGCUGCCCUGCAAGCCGGUUCUCGCGGUACUCAGGCCUGCAUCAAUGCCGCUCACACCGUGUCCGGUAUUAUUGGUGAUCUAGACACGACCAUUAUGUUUGCCACUGCGGGCACAUUGCACUCUGAUGGCGACGGCAGCUUUGCUGAUCAUCGUGAGCACAUUCUGCAGACCGCCAAGGCUCUGGUGGAGGACACCAAAGUUUUGGUUACAGGAGCUGCAGGCACACAGGAUCAGCUGGCAAAUGCAGCACAAAAUGCCGUCUCUACCAUAACUCAAUUGGCUGAGGCUGUCAAGCGUGGUGCCUGCUCCUUGGGAUCCUCGCAACCGGAUUCCCAGGUCAUGGUUAUCAAUGCCGUCAAGGAUGUGGCCUCUGCGUUGGGCGACUUGAUCAACUGCACCAAGUUGGCCUCAGGCAAGCCCAUACACGAUCCCUCCAUGCAGGAUCUGAAGGAGAGCGCUAGGGUUAUGGUGCUCAAUGUUUCCUCACUGCUGAAGACCGUUAAGGCUGUGGAAGAUGAACACACUCGUGGUACAAGAGCUAUGGAAGCCACUGUGGAGGCCAUUUCACAGGAGAUACGCGCCAUGCAGACACCUCCUCCAGUUGGUAGCCCCCAAGUGGGUCCCGAGGAUCUGAUUCGCGUCACCAUGAAUGUCACAGCUGCCACUGCCAAGGCUGUUGCCGCUGGCACCUCCAAUCUGCAAGCGGACAUUGUUUCCGCUGCCAAUUUGGGACGUCGUGCCAUCUCAGACAUGUUAAUUGUCUGUCGCUCCGUGGCCUGGAACUGUGCUGAAACCGAAGAGCUGCGUGUGCGCACUAUUGAGGCAGGCACUGCGGUCGCAGAAUCCUAUCGAGAGCUGCUCAAUGGCAUUCUCCACAAUUGCAGUGCCGAUGAUCGCAUGCAUUUGUCACGUCGUGUGGCCAAGUGUGUCACAGAUCUCGUGGCCAUGGCACGUCUCCUGAAGGGUUCCGAUUGGAUUGAUCCUGAGGAUCCUACAGUGAUUGCUGAGAAUGAAUUGCUGGGCGCAGCUGCGUCCAUUGAUGCGGCUGCCAAGAAGUUGGCUUCGCUGCGACCACGUCGUCAGGAGGAUGUUACGAUCGAACUGGAUGAGAACAUGAAGUUCGAUGAGAUGAUUCUGGAGGCUGCCAAGGGCAUUAUGGCUGCUUCAGCUGCUUUGGUGCGCGCUGCCAAUGCCGCUCAACGUGAGCUCAUUGAUCAGGGCAAGGUGGCCCGUCGUCCACUCACCAGCUCCGAUGAUGGUCAAUGGUCCGAGGGUCUGAUUUCAGCAGCUCGCCUUGUCGCCGCCGCCACACACAGUCUGGUAGAGGCUGCACAGAAUUUGGUGCGCGGUGCGGGUACCGAGGAGAUGCUCAUCUCAACGGCCAAGCAGGUGGCUGCUUCGACAGCUCAACUGCUGAUUGCUUGCAAGGUUAAAUCCAAUCCCAACUCGGAGGCUGGUCGUCGUCUGCAGGCUGCUGGUAAUGCUGUCAUCAAGUCCACCGAUAAUCUGGUGCAAGCAGCACAGCAAGGACUCGAAGAUGAGGAGGUUCAUUCGCUGAAGAUCAACACAUCGAUGGUGGACGGCAUGGCGCAGGAGAUCAAUGCGCGUUCCGCGGUGCUGCGCAAGGAGAAGGAACUGGAGGAAGCACGUCAACGUCUCAAGCAUGUGCGCCAAGCGCGUCGCUAUGUUAAGAACCCACAAGGAUUUACCACAGAUGAGAGCGACACUGAAUACGCCUACGGCACAGUCAACAAGAGCCAAAACAAUACUUUGGGUCGCGGAGCUGCCUACUAUGGAUCACAGUCGGGUGAUCUGCCCAGUUCGCCCAGCUACUACUCAGGUGGCAGCGGUGGUCAACAGAAGCAUCAUUACAGUUAUGCCAGCCCACAGCCACAGCAUUUCCAUCAUCCGGGUGCGGUGUCGCCACCGCCAGCAAAUUAUGCGCCUCUGGAUGAUGCCAAUGGAGGAGAUUUCCCACCACCACCGCCACCGUUGUCCCAAACCAUUUCUAACAUGCAAACAGCCACGUCAACUCACAGUUUUCGCUCUAAUCCCAAAUUAACCGCCAAUGCUGUGCCACGCCCAUAUCCUGGCAGUCCCGGAGCCGGUGUUGGCAGCAAUGGUUUCACAUCCGCUUCGGCCACACCCACUAAUCCCAACAACUACCAGCAUAGCUUUGAAUCGUCCAGCAUUAAAACGAAGAACUCAUCCACAUCUGCGCCCGUUGUGCCACCGCCGCCACCACAGAAGCCCGUCAAUCGCAAUCUAGAGGCGUGCGUGCAGGAUCUACAUGACAAGACCUUCGGCCAGGGCGGCGUUGUCCAGCUCACCAGUGGCAAUGCGUAUCCCGGCCAAAACUACGAGGGUUAUACAUCCAGAUAUGAAACACGCAACUUUGACAAGUCGGCGAAUAACAGCAACAUCAGCAGCAGUGACUUGGGCGUCAUUCAACCACUGGAUUCGAGCUUUUCACAAAUGACACUCAAUACGGAUGGUGGCAAGAUCAGCAUUGUGGAUCAGGGCUCGGAGCGUUUGACAUCGAUGACACAGCGCGUCAUGGAGCGCAAAUCGUUUACGACAACAACGGAAUCGCGAUCCGAAACGAAGACGGAGAAGCACAGUUUUCGCCUUGAAUAAGUUGAAUUAGAUGCAGUUGACGGAAUGAAAAUAAUGAUGUUUGCCAAAUGUGCUUUUAACAUUUACAUACAUACUAAUAGUAAUAAUUUAACAUUUAAUUAUAAUUAGCCACUAGCAAAACUAUGUCUAUAUAUACAUACACAUAUAUACUAGUAAUCGUAUAUCCCCCUAACCUUAACGUAAUCAAUCGCUAUCGAUUUCUACUUUUCAUAAAACGAAAUGAUUUCUUUUUUGUGUAUAUUUGUUGUUAGUUUUGUGUAUGUGUUUAUCAGCCAGAUUAUUGCCAAUAUCUAUCCCCACAUUUAUAACCGUAAUGCCGAAUCUAAUGCACUAAUAAGCCAUUCAAAUACAAACACAGCACACAUUUAAUUAAACAAACAAAAACUUUGUACUAAUCAAACGAAACCUAAGCAAAUAAUAUUCGUAACUUGUAACCAUAACACACAAGAUCGUCAUUCGAUUUGUUGUUAGAUCAAUGCAAUUUAUUACUGCGCACCCAUGAAAACUAAAUGUUAAUCGAAACUUAACGAACAUUUUUUUCUUUAGUUAAUUCAGCGCAAAAAAUCAAUGUUGAAUGCGCAUAAACAUUUGGUUGUUCACAUAUAACUUAGUUUUUAGUUCUUAAAUAAUCUAUGUACGCAAAACAUUGUUCUAUGCGUCUUUUAUUGAAAGGUUUUUCUUCUUGCUGUGUAAUCAUAAUUUCUGAUUUCGUUUUGUAUAUACAUGCGAAAUACGUACGAUAGCGAGUCGAUGUGUAUACGUAUUUGCAUAUAUGAAUUGUGUAUUUUUUUGUAAAUUAAUAAAAAAAACAAUGUCUUAACAAUA